Molecule: messenger RNA, 1929 nt
Organism: Geosmithia morbida
Lineage: Eukaryota; Fungi; Ascomycota; Sordariomycetes; Hypocreales; Bionectriaceae
Product: SamB protein
Exons: 1
Coding region: 1-1929 (642 amino acids)
Biological process (GO): establishment or maintenance of cell polarity; ubiquitin-dependent protein catabolic process
Cellular component (GO): MUB1-RAD6-UBR2 ubiquitin ligase complex
Source: RefSeq, a predicted model, not a curated record
AUGAGAGAAGUCAACUUCAGCAUCCCAAGCGUCAACAAGGCGUCUGUGGGCAUCACCACGGCCCUGUACGACCGACGGGCCCUUGAUUGCACCUCGACCCUCCCCCUGAUAAACUCCCUCAACCAUCUCGCCUAUCUCACCACAUCGUCUGCUCGCAUCCGCGACAUCCUCACCAUAGAUGGAGGGAUUGAACGCCUCGUCUGCAUUCUUAAGCAGGGCCGGAGCAAGGACAUGAUGGGCAUGUGGAAGUGGAACCUCGCCUUCCAGUGCGUGGUCAACAUAGGUGUUCGCGGCACGGAGACGGUCCGCACCAGGGUCGUCGAGGCCGACAUGGUCCCUGUCAUAGCUACCAUUCUCGACAACUACAUCAAGGUCAUUGAAAAUUGCCGCGAAAAGGCCGAGGAGGCCAAGCGAAAGCACAUCAACGACCACCACCAUCGACACCGCUCUCACAUAAAGUCAUCUUCCGCCCACAGCUCUCGCGUCAGUCUCGUCGAGCCCGAAGACGCCGGGUCCACCACCGCCCGACGCCAGACCAUCAGCCACCGGUCUACCCACAGCAGCACCGCCUCAAACAGUGCCGCCGCCAGCUCAUCUGCUGCCGGUCCAUCUACCACUACCCUCAGCAGCCACCGGGGCCACGACGGUGCCUCGCUCGCUUCCCAGAACGGCUCGGGCUCACGCGAAGGCUCUGCUUUCCUCGCACUGCCUCCACCACCCCGUCGUCUUGUCCCAGAGGCUUCUACACGAAGCGUUUCCUCUUCAUCUUCCUCAACCUCCCAGCAGGUCCUCCAGCCUCUGGCUGCCGCUGCUGCCUCAGCUCCCUCCAUGGCCACUGCUGACGGCUUCGUUCGCCCGGCCGUCCGCGACGCUGAUCGCCUAACGACAAUGGCACCCUUCGGCCCUGCCGAUGUUGCCUCGCAACCUACCUCUCCCACAACCCCUGUGCAGCCUCCUCAGCUGCGUUCUCCCGCCUCCAACUCUAGCCCUUCGAACCGCCGUCGCCCCUCGAUCCGACACCAAAACUCCACCACCGUGUCCGAUGACCUCAACGCCGAGGGUGUCACCUCAGACGAUUCUCCAGACGCAGAGAUGACGGAGAAUGGCGAGAUUCAGUCUGCCGUCGGCAUCCAGGACAUCACCAUGGAAGACGGCGAGAGCAUGCUGGCCGAAGCCUCGUCUCUGGACCUUACCACCCCCACCGUCUCUGAGGCCCACCAGGACACCGGUACCUUCAACAUCACCCACCGGAGCCCCGUCGACAGCAGCGUGGCUAACAACACGACGCCGACCCCCGUGCCCCAGAUGGGACUCUCGCCCAAUCGCCCCGCCAUGGUGACGCCUCCCCAGCCGUCGCUGCCCAACUCGACGGUCCCUCGCUAUCUCCUCAACCGUCACUUCGUCCCCAACCCGGAGCUGCUCGCCGUCAUGCCGCGCGAAGAGGACAUUCUAAUGUCCCUGCAGCUCCUGGCCUAUGUUUCCAAGUACUGCAGCCUGCGCUCGUACUUCCAGAAGAGCCACCUGGUACCCAAGCUCAACAUUGACAAGGACCUGGCGGCGGCCAACCGCGACGAGGCAGGCGAGUACGAGGGCGACGAGGACCUGGUAGUCGACGAGGAUGAGGACGAGGAGUACCUCCUCCCCAACGACUUUAACCUAUUCCCGCUAGUGGAGAAGUUCACGGUUCGCUACCACAGCACCGACAUGCAGUACUGGGCGGGCGUGGUGAUGAGGAACCUGUGCCGCAAGGACGACACCCGGGGCGGGAUCCGCCAAUGCGCCUACUAUCAGUGUGGCAAGUGGGAAGAGUACACGCGCCAGUUUGCAAAGUGCCGUCGCUGCCGCCGGACAAAAUACUGCAGCAAGGAGUGCCAGAAGAGCGCCUGGGCCUUUCAUCGGCACUGGUGCGUGGCCGCCUCGUCGCAGUAG